CCCCUUCCAUUCCCUUCCCUUCUCUCUCUGAGUCUGACCUUCUUCUUCCUUUUCUUUCUCUGCACUCCAUCCUCCGCCACUCCUGUGUUCUUGUUUUAUAUCUUUUCUUAAAUCUUCGUCUCUUUUUCAGUUCCAACCUUCUUCAACUUCCCCCACCCCUCCCUUCUCUCUCCUUCCUCUCUCGCUUUCCUUUCUUCCUCAUUUUCUUCGCAUAAAAUUUUCCCACUCCUCUUAAAAUAAACAAAAGCGGCUCAGAUCGGUUUUAUAUCCUUCUUUUUUAAAAACACUGCUCCUUCUUAAUCCUAGAUAGAAUUUAAUAUAUCCGUAAUAAAAUUAAUUAUUCCCCCUUGUUUUCAUUUUCUUGUAAUAAUUUUUCUGUCUCCCUCUUUGAUGUGUAUAUGGCUGGUCUGGAUUUAGGCACUGCUCGCUUUGUUCAAAAUCUUCACAGACCCGACUUGCACCUUCAGCAGCAGUCCCACCAACCCGAUUCCGAAGAAGAUGGCAAUCGGGCUGCCCCCUUUUCUUCCGAAGAUGGUCCCCACCAAGGCCUCGAGCUCGCCUCAGCCUCCGGAGGUCCCGGCGACAUCGUCGCUCGCCGUCCACGGGGCCGUCCUCCUGGUUCAAAGAACAAGCCGAAACCACCCGUCAUCAUCACCAGAGAAAGCGCCAACACCCUCCGCGCUCAUAUUCUAGAAGUCGCCAGUGGCUCUGAUGUCUUUGACUCCGUCGCCACCUACGCACGUCGCCGACAGCGUGGGAUCUGUAUUCUGAGCGGCAGUGGCACCGUCACCAAUGUGACCUUGAGGCAGCCGGCUGCCGCAGGAGCCGUGGUCACCCUUCACGGAAGGUUCGAGAUAUUGUCACUGUCGGGGUCGUUCCUGCCACCGCCGGCCCCGCCAGGUGCGACGAGCCUGACUGUGUACUUGGCGGGAGGGCAAGGGCAAGUUGUGGGAGGAUGCGUGGUGGGAGAGUUGAUGGCAGCAGGACCGGUCAUGGUGAUCGCGUCUUCGUUUACGAACGUGGCGUAUGAGAGGUUGCCGCUGGAUGAGCAGGAGGAGCAACUCCAGAUGCAACCACCUGCGGCUGCUUCUCAAGGAUCGGCGGCGGCGGCGACUUUCUCGGACCCAUCCUCCGGUCUACCCUUCUUCAAUUUGCCCCUUAAUAUGCAGGUUCCCGUGGAAGGCUGGGCCGGCAACGCAGCCCCUCGUCCUCCAUUUUGACCUCCAAUUCAUCCACGGGUCAAACCUCAAUUCACCUCAACACAGUUCUCUCAUCUUAUACGUACCUCAAAUUGGUCUCCUUGAAGCAAUGGCCAACUGCAUUGGAUGCGUAUAUAUACCUUUAUAUAGCUCAAGAGGUCAGAAAAUUCAUGGGCUAUGAUUUAGAUAUGACCUUAGCUUUCUCCGUGUUUCUUCUUCUUCCUCCUCCUCCUUCUCCCUAUCUUCCUCUCGUCUUUAUUUUCCACUUUAUAUGUGCUUGUGCUGUUGAUGUAGUUCACUUGUCCGUCGGGUGCGUUUGAGUUACAUUGUACACUUGUACUUCUACUUAAUUAGUGUCUCUCCUCAUUGGUUUUUUUUUUGGGUUUAUCAUCCUGUAACUCUGCUAUUACUCAUGUUUAAUUUGCUAAUGGGUUUCUUCUUCU
This is a messenger RNA of Neltuma alba, 1642 nucleotides long. Its product is annotated as AT-hook motif nuclear-localized protein 23-like. The transcript has a single exon. Gene Ontology annotation, molecular function: DNA-binding transcription factor activity; minor groove of adenine-thymine-rich DNA binding. Lineage: Eukaryota; Viridiplantae; Streptophyta; Magnoliopsida; Fabales; Fabaceae. The coding region runs from base 399 to 1220 and encodes 273 amino acids. The record is from RefSeq and is a predicted model, not a curated record. Gene Ontology annotation, cellular component: nucleus.